Molecule: messenger RNA, 1549 nt
Organism: Lycium barbarum (goji berry)
Lineage: Eukaryota; Viridiplantae; Streptophyta; Magnoliopsida; Solanales; Solanaceae
Product: metacaspase-1-like
Exons: 5
Coding region: 238-1332 (364 amino acids)
Biological process (GO): proteolysis
Molecular function (GO): cysteine-type endopeptidase activity
Source: RefSeq, a predicted model, not a curated record
AUUAGAGUAGGCUGCAGGGGAAGCAGCAGUCUGCAUGAAGUCAACCUGCGAGCCUUCGUCGAUCUCCUCCUCCAUUCUCUCCUUCCUACCAACUCCCACUUUCCACUUUCUCUUAAUCUAUAUAUAAAUUGACGCCUUUUCUUUCACCCACCAAUAUCUUAAUCGAAUUUCUCAUCAUCAUUGUUUAAGUAGUAGUAUUAAUUUUGUGGCUUUUUCUAGCUCGUUGGAAAAAGAAGGAUGAUGCUUGUGAACUGUACCAACUGCCACACACCCUUACAACUCCCACAGGGAGCAAAGUCUAUACGCUGCGCUAUCUGUCGAGCCAUAACACUCAUCGCAGACCCUCACAGUAGUCCAGCACCACCAGCUCCCGUUUACAACAACAGUUACUAUCCUCCGGCCCCUGCCCUGUCUCCUUAUAAUUACCACUCAACUUCAGGUUUGUCGUCGUCGUCGUCGUCGCGCAGUGGCCGAAAGAGAGCUGUGAUUGUUGGGAUUUCCUAUGAGAACACCAGGAAUGAACUCAAGGGGUGCAUUAAUGAUGCUAAAUGUAUGUGGUUCUUGCUCACCAAUCGCUUCAAGUUUCCUCAAGACUCCAUUCUCAUGCUUACUGAAGAAGAGAGAGACCCAUACAGAAUUCCAACAAAACAUAAUAUAAGAAUGGCAAUGUACUGGCUUGUGCAAGGUUGUCAGGCAGGGGAUUCUCUGGUGUUUCAUUAUUCUGGUCAUGGCUCACAACAAAGAAAUUACACCGGAGAUGAAGUUGAUGGGUUCGAUGAAACACUUUGCCCCUUGGAUUUUGAAACCCAAGGAAUGAUCGUUGAUGAUGAAAUUAAUGCAACAAUUGUUAGGCCUCUACCCCGUGGGGCUAAGCUUCACGCUAUUAUAGAUGCUUGUCACAGUGGUACUAUGCUUGAUCUACCAUUUCUUUGUAGGAUGGACAGGACUGGACAUUAUGUAUGGGAAGAUCAUCGUCCUCGAUCAGGAGCAUGGAAAGGAACAAGUGGGGGAGAGGUCAUAUCCUUUAGCGGUUGUGAUGAUGAUCAAACCUCUGCUGAUACAGAUAGUUUGUCCAAGGUCACUUCAACUGGUGCCAUGACCUUUUCCUUCAUCCAAGCAAUCGAGCAUGGACAAGGAACUACGUAUGGAGGUAUUCUAAAUGCAAUGAGAUCUUCGAUUAGAAGUUCUGAUAAUGGUCUAGGGGGUGGCAUUGUGACAUCCCUUCUGGCAAUGUUGAUUACUGGAGGAAGUGUUGGCAUUGGAAUGAGACAGGAGCCACAGUUGACAGCCAAUGAGCCAUUUGAUGUGUAUACCAAACCAUUUUCAUUGUAGUAUCUUAUCAAGCAACAGUACCAAGCUAUGGUUGUCAACUUUUCAUAUGGCUUUGGAUGUGGAAUUCCUGUACAGUUACUAGAAGGCACUUGUAGAGUAUUAAGAUUCUGAAGUUCUUCAAUUUCACAUAAGUUAAUCAUUCAUGUAAAACUGUGAUUGUUGUAGUAGGAAUUUCAUCGAAAUUGCUGGAGUAUAAAUUCACAUCUGUGCUUUCCCA